CUCAUCGCGCUUGCUGUCAUUCCUCCGUUCACCACUCACCACUCACCUCAUAUCAUGCAUCCGCGCCUACUCGCCGGCGUCCAGCGUGCCCGGGUCGGCGCGAUUCCCGCCGCUCGCUCUCUUGCGCCCCUUGCCCGCGCCCGCGCAUCGGUAUAUCUCCGGCCAGCAUUCCGCACCGUCACGACGUCGCGGAGUGCCCUCUCGCCCGGCCAGCGCGAAGACUUGGAGCACAAAAUCCACGAUUCGCAGGCAGCCGCGUCUUUCCAUGACCCGAUGACGCGGUACGAGUUCCUCGUCAACGAGGGCGUCCUAAGACCCGACGAGCACCAGCGAAAGAUCGUGAAGAAGCUAAUGCCACUCUGGGAGCAACUGAAGGACUACGACCCGGGACCGCUCCCCGAGCCUGAGGCAGAGGUGCAGCCUUCCUUCUUCGGCAAGUUCUUCACGCGCAAGAGCUCGACCCUUGAGCCUAUCAUCCCGCUUGACCAGGUGCCCAAGGGCCUGUAUCUGUAUGGCUCGGUGGGGACGGGCAAGACGAUGUUGAUGGACCUGUUCCAUUCGACACUGCCGCACCAGUUCCAGGCUGGCGGCAAGUACGGGAGCACGCGCAUCCACUUCCAUUCGUUCAUGAUCGAGGUGCUGCAGCGUCAGCAUGCGGUCACGGCGCGGUACACCGCUGAAGGGGAUGGAAAGCGCGACGCCAUUCCCGAGGUGGCGCGUAGCAUUGCCGCCGAUGGGCGCGUGCUCUGCUUCGACGAGUUUCAGGUCACGGACAUUGUGACAGCCAUGCUUCUGCGCAACCUGUUCGAGCGCCUGACAGACUUUGGUGUUGUGGCCAUCAUCACGUCCAACCGCCACCCGGAUGAGCUGUACAUCAACGGUAUCCAGCGCGAGUCAUUCAUCCCGGCUAUUGACCUUAUCAAGGAACGCUUCGACAUUGUCGAUCUCAAUUCGGGCACGGACUACCGCAAGAUGCCGCGGACGAUCACGCACGUCUACUACCACCCGUUGAACGAGGAGACGUCGGCCGAGAUGGACAAGCUCUUCCACGGCCUCGCGAGCGCCGACCCGGACCCGGAGAUCAAGAUCAACCGCAAACUUCCGCUGUGGGGGCGAGAGCUCACCGUUCCCGAGUCGUCGGGCCACGUCGCGCGCUUCACAUUCGACGAUUUGUGUAACCACCCCCUCAGCGCGGCCGACUACCUUGAAAUUACGGCCAAGUUCCCGACUGUAUUCGUUGAGGAGGUGCCCAAGCUCACCUUGAGCGAGCGUGACCAGGCGCGUCGCUUCAUCACGUUCAUCGACGCGUGCUACGAGAACAAGACGAAAUUGUUUAUCUCAUCCAACGGGCCGAUCUACAGCAUUUUCUCCGACGAGAACGGGUCGGCCAUGGACGAUGAGACCAUCAAGCAGACGAUGACGGAUUUAGGCAUCAACACCGAGGUCGUAGGGUCCUCGUCGCUCUUCAGCUCGGACGAGGAGCUGUUCGCGUUCGCGCGCUGUGUCUCGCGCCUGACGCAGAUGGCGACCAAGGAGUGGGCAGACGAGAGCGCGCUUGCGCACCCGACCAACGGCAAAAAACCCCCCGCGGCCCGGCAAUAAAGAGAAACAAGAGCAGCUCAGAAGAUAUCACACCACAUUCUUGGUAUAUACCCUGCAUCCAGCAUGCUGUAGAGCCCAGGUGGCGUAUGCAUGGUCUGACAUUGUAGG
This is a messenger RNA of Cutaneotrichosporon oleaginosum, 1710 nucleotides long. RefSeq lists its product as uncharacterized. Gene Ontology annotation, molecular function: ATP binding; ATP hydrolysis activity. Gene Ontology annotation, biological process: protein quality control for misfolded or incompletely synthesized proteins. Gene Ontology annotation, cellular component: cytoplasm; mitochondrion. The record is from RefSeq and is a predicted model, not a curated record. Lineage: Eukaryota; Fungi; Basidiomycota; Tremellomycetes; Trichosporonales; Trichosporonaceae.